This is a messenger RNA of Gigantopelta aegis, 1757 nucleotides long. Its product is annotated as glycosyltransferase 1 domain-containing protein 1-like. Bases 58 to 1209 code for a protein of 383 amino acids. The record is from RefSeq and is a predicted model, not a curated record. The transcript is spliced from 11 exons. Gene Ontology annotation, molecular function: glycosyltransferase activity. NCBI's taxonomy places the organism in Eukaryota, Metazoa, Mollusca, Gastropoda, Neomphalida, Peltospiridae.
UGCACACACACCUGAUUUGCAUUAUUAAAACUAUAAAUGACAAAUAGUGCAUAUUAAAUGGAAGUGAGGUGGAAGAUAAUAUUGAUAUCAGAUUUUUUAACAAAGCUGUUUUAUGUCAUUGAAGGUCUCAGAUGGACAGAGUUUGAAAUGCCACAUGUAGUUAUUGUGGUCCCAUCACUGAAGAGUACAAAGAAUGGAAACUUUUAUACAGUCGACAGGAUUGGAAAUUACUUAACAGAUAAUGGAUACACCUGUCUAUUGGUUGAUCCCAAAUCAUUUUCUUCAAAGGAAGAAUUUCAACUUUUUGUUGAAACUGAAGGAGUUGAUCUGGUAUUUGGGAUACAUGCCUAUAAAUCUGGAUGUAUUUUUCAAGAUGCAGGAUCAGGUAUUUCGGUGCCGUAUAUACUGAUGCUGGGUGGUACUGAUAUCAAUGAGUACUCGAAGGACCCAGCUCAACUAGAGGUGAUGACAAAAGCUGUUGACGGUGCCAGACAUCUUGUUGUUUUUGGCACAACAAUGCUUUUAAAAACUAAGGAAUUAUGGCCAUGCUAUCCAAGUGAACAUAUCAAGGAAAUAAAACAAGCUGUGAUUGUCAAGCCGUCCUUGUUUAGUCUGUUUGACUACUUGACGUCGAACCAUCUGAUCAAAACAUCUGCGUCGUCCACUCUCAAGAUAUUUCUGCUGGUUGGUGGAGUACGACCAGUCAAAGACCCGGUGUAUCUUUUUGAUAUUUUUUCUGAAUGGCACAAACAAGAUGAUUCAGUUUUCUUAAUUGUUGUUGGACCUAAGGUUGAUUUGCAGUAUUGUGAAGAGGUGUUUAGUCCUGCUGUAGACAGUGCCUAUGGAGUCAUCUAUAUCUCUGAGUUACCUCUUGCUGAUGUACAUGCCGCAAUAAAAGAAAGCUUUGCAUUGGUCAACUCGUCUAAGAGUGAAGGCAUGUCAUUGGCUAUUUUAGAGGCAAUGAAAUUGAAGACUUUGGUGUUUGUACGUGAUAUUCCUGGCAACCACGAUUUAGUUGAAGAUGGCUACAAUGGAAUUGUUUUUAAUACCCCAUUUGAGUUCCAUCAAAAAGCUUUGUCAGUUCUGAACAAUCCCGACCAUAGGAAAAAGCUCAUAUCACAGGGAUUUGAGUACGUCACCAAGAACCAUAACCCAGACGAUGAACAGCAGGCCUAUUUGUCUUUUGUCCACGAAAGUUUGCAGUGCUGAAACAAUAAUUAAAAAAAGAAUCACAAUCCCAGGAAGGUAUAUGGACUCACUGAAAAGAUAGGGAAACAGAAAAGGCAAGCAAAAUGAAACUGUGACACACGAACUAUAUAUAGAUGUAUACUCCGGUACUUUGAUUUUAAUCAUCUAGCUGUAAAAUGUAGAGAGAGACCUAUCUCAGGUGUUUUAGGCCAAAAUUAAUUACUUAUACUCAUCUGCCAAAAGACUGCUGAAAAAGAGACUCACCUGCCAAAAUACUGAUAAAGGUAACUAAGAGAGGAUGGAGUGCAGUUGGUGCGUAUGCACCACAGUCCAUAUUAGCUUCACUAUAAGAAAAAAAGACAGAUGUACACAGAUGUGAUGUUUUUGAACUUUUUGUGUGUGUAAAAUUAUUUUCACAUAGUAAAUUGAUUUGAGAUGCAGGAAAUUGAUCUUGAUUUAGGAAAAUUUUAUUUAAAAUUUGUUUUGUUUAACGACACCACUAGAGCACCUUGAUUUAUUAAUCAUCAGCUAUUGGAUGUCAAACAUAUGGUCAUUUUGACACAGUCAUA